AUGAAUUGCAGUCUGAAUCCGCACUGUGAGUGGAAUGCGCCAGUUGACAUGUUUCUGGACGAUGAGCUCCUCACCAACACCUACUCUAAGUGGCUAUUUGGCCCGGAUAACAGUGGCAACAUUUUUAACUGGACCAAUGAAUAUAUCAGUUUUAUUGCUCAAGAAUUUGGGAAGUAUCAUUUAAUUACUGCUGAUGGAAGUGUCUAUUGUCAGGACAAUCCGUUAGAGCAGGAACGCAUCACUUUUCCACUGCUGCGAAAGCAAGUAGAUUUGUCGUUGCCGCUACUCCGCGACAAUGGGACGUUGAUCAUGAAAAUGUACACAUGGUUUCGUGAGGAUACUCAAACACUGUUGUAUCAUUUAUUUGACAGCUUUGCCGAAGUACAUGUUGCGAAGCCGUCGUGCAGUAGACCUGGCAAUUCUGAGGUUUAUUUAUUAUGCGCUGGUUAUCGUUUGAAUGGGCAACUCAUUGAGAUAAAUAAUAGAUAUACCACUUAUCGGACGAUAGACUUUUCACCAAGAUUGCCGGAACGACUGUGA
Molecule: messenger RNA, 540 nt
Organism: Gongylonema pulchrum
Lineage: Eukaryota; Metazoa; Nematoda; Chromadorea; Rhabditida; Gongylonematidae
Source: the annotation of a GenBank genome assembly